UCACACAAGAAAAAGUUUGGGAACGACAGAAAUGAAAACACAAAAGACAUCGACUUACAACUACCUACAAAACAAAAACUGGUCGAUGUGAAAGAAGUAAGCAGAAAAUGGAGAACAGCAUGUGCAGUAUCUGCCUUUGUAUGUGUUGGGUUAAUGUCAGCUCUUGGUGUACUAUUGUGGUUAGUGCUAUCAACAAAGGCGUCUCCGUGUGAGUAUGUACAGUGUCUUCAUGAUGGGAAUUGUUCUGUUUCCGGAGACAAAGCAAUCUGCAACUGCCAUACUGGUUUUAAUGGAUUAAAAUGUGAAGGUACACCAUGUGUUAAUUAUAGCUGUGCCAAUGGUGGAACGUGUUUUCUUCAUGAAUUUCAGCCAAAAUGUGCAUGUAAAAAUGGAUUUACUGGUGCCAGUUGUACAAUAACACCAUGUUCAAGAUCACCAUGUGAACACGCUGGGACUUGUUCGGUGAUCGGUUCGAGUUUUUCUUGUGCAUGUUUAAACGGAUUUACAGGAUUACAAUGCGAAAGUACUCCAUGCGUUCGCUAUAGCUGUUUCAAUGGUGGGACGUGUUUUCUUGAUAAAUUUCAGCCAAAUUGUGCAUGCAAAAAUGGAUUUACUGGUGACCAUUGUAAAUUUCCGCCAAGAAAACACGCUGGGAAUUGUUCGAUGAAAGGUUCUAAUGUUACUUGUAUUUGUUUAAACGGAUUUGCAGGAUUGCAUUGCGAAAUUUAUGUAGCUGACUUUGAAAACAGCCUUGACUCAAUGUUUAUUCAAGACCUUGAUGACGAUUACAACUGGAAAGUACAUUCGAACGCAACACUAAGUACUAGUACUGGUCCUUCCACAGCUUAUAAAGGCAAUUACUACUUAUAUUUUGAGACAUCGUCACCUGUGAAGGAGGGAUCUACUGCAAGAUUAGUAUCACGAGACUUCAUGUUUGAAUCCUCUGGAUGCCUAAAAUUUCAUUACCACAUGCAUGGAUCUUCAAUGGGAACUUUAAAUGUAUAUCUAGGAAGCAGACAAAUUUGGAGGAAAACUGGAAAUCAAGGAAAUAAAUGGACACUUGCAAAACUUGACCUACAAUCUAACAGUUUCAAUAGCUCAAAGAUAUAUUUUGAAGCUGUUUGUGGAACAAGUCACACAAGUGAUAUCGCUAUAGAUGACGUUGAAGUACAUCCAUCAAGAUGCUGAUAUUCUUGAAUUACGCAGAAUAUUUCCUUGAAUUUAUGAGACAUGAUUGGUAACGAGGAACUUCAUAUGUGUCACAAACAUGUGUUUUUAGCGAGACUUCCUUUUUUGUAAAUAAAUUUUGAAAAAUUGUGAAUAUAUGGCAACAAUACAAAUUUUAAAGACCAAUAAAUACGAUCCUAUAUCGGAGUAUUUUAAAUGUAAGUGACUUAUAACAAAUCAAAAUUAAACAUCAGCAUUUUUAUCGACUGAUUAGUUUCAAUCAAAUUGAAUUUAUGAGAUCAGAGUUUCAGAAAAAUCGAUAGAAUCUUUUCCUCGAUAUGCAUAAAAUAAAUGACUAAACCGAAUUAUUAUGUGCCAGGUUGAAAUUGUAGAUAAACCAGAGUUUUGUAUUCAUGGUAUUGUUAAUUGUAUGGUGGCUUCUUUAAAUUUG
Messenger RNA from Mytilus californianus (California mussel), 1618 nucleotides. RefSeq names its product fibropellin-3-like. NCBI's taxonomy places the organism in Eukaryota, Metazoa, Mollusca, Bivalvia, Mytilida, Mytilidae. The record is from RefSeq and is a predicted model, not a curated record. Bases 154 to 1188 code for a protein of 344 amino acids. The transcript is spliced from 10 exons. Gene Ontology annotation, cellular component: membrane.